This is a messenger RNA of Scomber japonicus (chub mackerel), 912 nucleotides long. RefSeq names its product odorant receptor 131-2-like. The record is from RefSeq and is a predicted model, not a curated record. Gene Ontology annotation, biological process: G protein-coupled receptor signaling pathway. The transcript has a single exon. Gene Ontology annotation, molecular function: G protein-coupled receptor activity. The coding region runs from base 1 to 912 and encodes 303 amino acids. NCBI's taxonomy places the organism in Eukaryota, Metazoa, Chordata, Actinopteri, Scombriformes, Scombridae. Gene Ontology annotation, cellular component: membrane.
AUGAAUAAUGCAACAGAAGUGAUCCAGGUGAUACCAUUUCAGAAGGCUGUCAGAGCUCUGCUGUCUAUGCUGCCAUGUGUCUUCUUCCUCUACAUAAACGGAGUCAUGCUGUUUGCCUUGCUGAAGAAGCCCCUCUUGCUGGAGACCUCUCGCUAUGUCCUCUUCGGUCAUUUACUCUUCACAGAGUCUGUCCAGCUUCUAGUGACUAUGUUGCUGUACCUCUUUGCUUUUACUAUGGUCAGAAUGGUCAGUUAUGUUUGUGUGACUGUCUCACUGCUUGCAGGCAUCACUGUCAAAAUGUCACCCCUCAACCUGGCUGUGAUGUCUUUGGAGAGGUAUGUUGCCAUUUGUUUCCCACUGAGGCACGUUGACAUUGUCACCACCAGGAAGACGAGCAUAGCCAUUGCUGUGAUGUGGACAGUGGCCUCUUUGGACUCACUCACCCAGAUGUUUCUAUUCAUAAGUCUUGAGAGCACAGGUUUCACUCUGCAAACCUUUUGCACCAAAAAAAGUGUUUUCCGGCUAAAGAUUUUUACAACUGUAAACAAUGCCUUCACCAUUGUGUAUUUUGUGUUGGUGGGCAUGAUUAUCAUCUAUACAUACAUUGCUAUCAUGUUUGCUGUAAAGUCAGCCUCAGGAAAUGUUCGCAAUGCCAGUAGGGCCUGCAGGACAGUGCUGUUACAUUUGCUUCAGCUGUGCCUUUGUCUCACCUCCACUCUGUUUAAUAUAAUUAACUCCAAUAACAUGUUGCCCCCUCAUAUUCAGUAUGCCUUCUUUUUAGGUCUUAUCGUCCUCCCAAAGUGUUUGAGCCCGCUCAUAUACGGCCUCAGAGAGCACGCCCUCAGACAUGUCUUAAAAUACUAUUUCACCUUUGGCAUCAAAACAACUAUCAGGCCAUAUCCAAAGUCUUGA